This is a messenger RNA of Ctenocephalides felis (cat flea), 1086 nucleotides long. RefSeq names its product RNA-binding protein 12B-like. The record is from RefSeq and is a predicted model, not a curated record. Bases 1 to 1086 code for a protein of 361 amino acids. Lineage: Eukaryota; Metazoa; Arthropoda; Insecta; Siphonaptera; Pulicidae. The transcript has a single exon.
AUGAAAUCUCCAGGCAGACAAUCUAUGAAACCUCCAGAUAGACAAUCUAUGAAACCUCCUGACAGACAAUCUAUAAAACCUCCUGACAGACAAUCUAUGAAACCUCCAGGCAGACAAUCUAUGAAAUCUCCAGGCGGACAAUCUAUAAAACCUCCUGACAGACAAUCUAUGAAACCUCCAGGCAAACAAUCUAUGAAGCCUCCUGACAGACAAUCUAUAAAACCUCCAGGCAGACAAUCUAUGAAACCUCCAGGCAGACAAUCUAUGAAACCUCCAGGCGGACAAUCUAUGAAAUCUCCAGGCAGACAAUCUAUGAAACCUCCAGAUAGACAAUCUAUGAAACCUUCUGAUAGACAAUCUAUGAAACCUCCUGACAGACAAUCUAUGAAACCUCCAGGCAGACAAUCUAUGAAACCUCCUGACAGACAAUCUAUGAAACCUCCAGGCAGACAAUCUAUGAAACCUCCUGACAGACAAUCUAUAAAACCUCCUGACAGACAAUCUAUGAAACCUCCAGGCAGACAAUCUAUGAAACCUCCAGGCAGACAAUCUAUGGAGUCUCCAGACAGACAAUCUAUGGAGUCUCCAGACAGACAAUCUAUGGAGUCUCCAGACAGACAAUCUAUGGAGUCUCCAGACAGACAAUCUAUGAAAUCUCCUCCAGGCAGACAAUCUAUGAAACCUCCAGGCAGACAAUCUAUGAAACCUCCAGGCAGACAAUCUAUGAAACCUCCAGGCAGACAAUCUAUGAAACCUCCAGGCAGACAAUCUAUGAAACCUCCAGGCAGACAAUCUAUGAAACCUCCAGGCAGACAAUCUAUGGAAUCUCCAGGCAGACAAUCUAUGAAACCUCCAGGCAGACAAUCUAUGAAACCUCCAGGCAGACAAUCUAUGAAACCUCCAGGCAGACAAUCUAUGGAGUCUCCAGACAGACAAUCUAUGGAGUCUCCAGACAGACAAUCUAUGGAGUCUCCAGACAGACAAUCUAUGGAGUCUCCAGACAGACAAUCUAUGAAAUCUCCUCCAGGCAGACAAUCUAUGAAAUCUCCAGGCAGACAAUCUAUGAAACCUUCAGACAAUCUAUGA